Molecule: messenger RNA, 741 nt
Organism: Engraulis encrasicolus (European anchovy)
Lineage: Eukaryota; Metazoa; Chordata; Actinopteri; Clupeiformes; Engraulidae
Product: complement C1q subcomponent subunit C-like
Exons: 5
Coding region: 1-741 (246 amino acids)
Molecular function (GO): protein binding
Source: RefSeq, a predicted model, not a curated record
AUGUGGCUCAUUACCUCCGCCAAGGAGUGUAUAUCUACAUUAAUUACGUCAUGCCAUUGUUUUGUGUUUUUCUUGGCAGUUGUUGUAAUGAUGUGCAUGCUGGGAACAGCUCUUGCUCAGACCUAUUCAUGGGACGCACCCGGUGAGAAGCCUGACGAUCGCACAGACAAUGCCUGCACACUGGACACCGGCUCGUGCAGCUGUUGUGUGAUGGUGAGGGAGCUCCACAGCCUCUCCAUGCGCUUCAACGACACCAUAGACCAGCUGGAGUCCAACCUGACCAAAGUUCAGGCUGCUGUCAAUCACUUGCGAAAAAGCCAGAUCACCUUCUCCACGGCCCUGACUAAUAUGCGCCGCUGUGUGGGACCCUACCGCACCGACACCAUUGUCAUGUACAAGGUGCUCUUAACGAACUUGGGCAGCGCCUACGACGACUCCACGGGCGUGUUCACCGCGACCUGCUCCGGCGUCUACUUCUUCUCUGUGACCGCCUUCAGCGACGCGGGUUCUCCCGGCGCCGGGCUGUCGGUCUGCGUCAAGCUGCUGCGUAACGGGAUGCCCCAAGUCUCCUUGACGGAGCAGAACAACGAGGACCAGGAGGAUAGCAUCAGCGCGUCGCUGCUGCUGAGCCUGCGUGCUGGAGACGAGGUGUCCGUGCAGCUGCCCGCUGGAUGCUUCCUGUGCGAUGACGAGAACCACUACAACACCUUCACCGGGUACCUGGUCUACGCCACCGACUGA